Messenger RNA from Porites lobata, 309 nucleotides. The record is from the annotation of a GenBank genome assembly. Lineage: Eukaryota; Metazoa; Cnidaria; Anthozoa; Scleractinia; Poritidae.
AUAAUUGAGUGUCGAAUUUGUAGCUUACAAUAUGUAGGGAAGAGCGAGACAGCUUUCAACCUGCGCCUUAAUAAUCACAGGAACCAUAUUAAGAAAGGAGUCAACAGCUGCGAACUAUCAGAGCACUUUCUUCACAACAGCAGAUCUCAUGACUUUGGCAAAGACGUCACAAUUACGAUUAUUGAACAAAUCAAACGGAGUAACAUGACAAUUGAACGGAAAAAAGAAAUACUUCGAACUAGAGAAAUAUUUUCGCAAAGUCGGCUGAACACAUUGCAACCGAACGGUCUUAAUAAGAGAAUGGGCUAG